CCUACUACUAUUGCUGUGUGUGUGAAGCUGUUUUGGACCCUAGCCAUUUGUAUUGUAGACGAAUUAGCUUUGAAAAGGUACAGAAUCUUCAGGGCAUUAGCGCGGCCGUCCGCGAUGUCCUCUCGCGUCAGGGCGAUCACGCGUUGCCAUACGUGCACAACAUUUGUUACAAGCGCGUGCUAGCUUGUCAGUCAGCAGCAACUCGCAGCGUGCCAAACGCGAAGGAGAAGGCGCGCCGGCUGAGCUUGGGCGUGGGCCCGACGAGCAAGCGCCAGCGGCCAAGCAGCCUGGCGGAGGCGGAGGCGGAGGCGGAGGAUGAUGGGGAUGAUGGUGGGGAUGUGGAGGUGGUGGUAGGGGGAAAGGGUGUGCUGGUGCUUGGCAAGCGGCGGCGUGUACCGCUGCCGCAGGCGGACGUGCCUUCCAGCAUGCCGCUUGCUGAGGGGGAGCCUUCUCUGGCUGGCAAACCUGACUGGCAGCCACUGCUGUCAGCCAGCGUCCCGCACUCGUCAGGUGUAUACUGGAUCGGGCUACGACGUGACGGCAAGGUGGUGCCAUUGUACCACGGCCAGGCCAGCCACCUAGAUGAGCGUGUAGCAGAUCACCGCAGGGCGCUUGAGGGGCGUGGCCCAGACACGCCAGGCGUGUACUGGGGCCUGUUUCUGGCAGCACAGGUGGGCGCGGUUGUGGUGCGGUGGGAGGAGACGGUGGAGCCCAAGGAGGCGGAGGCCCGUGAGCUCAGCAGCCGCAACUACGCGUUCAACUGCAACGCCAACGGCGGCUACCGCAUCAAGGCUGGUCUGCAGGCGGUGGGCAUCAGCCCUGCGGAGGUGCAGGAGGCCUGGGCCAAGCUGGCCAAGCUGUAAACACAAAUCGGGACACUCCUGUCGUGUCAGAUCCGUAGUCCGACAUUUG
Chlamydomonas reinhardtii is the source of this 912-nucleotide messenger RNA. RefSeq lists its product as uncharacterized. The transcript has a single exon. NCBI's taxonomy places the organism in Eukaryota, Viridiplantae, Chlorophyta, Chlorophyceae, Chlamydomonadales, Chlamydomonadaceae. The record is from RefSeq and is a predicted model, not a curated record. The coding region runs from base 426 to 863 and encodes 145 amino acids.